Molecule: messenger RNA, 1826 nt
Organism: Cannabis sativa
Lineage: Eukaryota; Viridiplantae; Streptophyta; Magnoliopsida; Rosales; Cannabaceae
Exons: 5
Coding region: 1-1458 (485 amino acids)
Source: RefSeq, a predicted model, not a curated record
AUGAAAGCUGCUUAUUGUGCUGUGGCUUUGGAGUGUACGGUGAAGUUUUUGGUGAGCGGUGGUGGAAAGCCUGGUGAGAAAUAUUUGAACGCAAUUGACCGGAUUUGGAGAGGGAGAGUUUGUCAAUUGGAGAGGUCUGGGAAGAAGAGUAAUUUGUUAACGGUGGAUUUGAAGAGGUGUUGGGAUGAGGUUGAGAAGGCGGUUUGGGACGAUGGUGUAUGUAAGAAGCUUUUGGGUAUGAAUACUCGGAAUGAGGCUGUGAGAUUGGUUUUGGAGUAUUUGAAAGAGGCUUGGGCGUUAAUGGGUCCUUCGUUUGUGGAGUGGGCAGCAAAAUUGAGCACCUACGAGAGAGGUCUGGCGCGUUCGGGAGCGGUGGAGGGUUCAGAGAAUGAACACGAAGUGUAUAGAGUGGUCGAAAUGCGUGAACCGGUGGCUUCGAAGUUAGCCAAUCCUGGUGGAGGGUUGAGUGUUAGCGGUAUGCUUGAAUUGGCAACUGAGCUCAGGGCCCGGGAAGAUGUGAUGGAACCGGGUAAUGAUCAGGUUUGCGAUAAAGAUGUGGAUUUUGCUGUUACUUUCCAUGAUUCUAGACCUUCCACGGUUGUUAAAGGUACCAUUUUUCUCAUUUUUAUCUUCAAAGAGAUAUGGAUUUGCAUGCUUGUAGAGAAACUUACAAACAAGUUUUGUUUUGCAAUUGUUUAUGGUUACAUUACAGAAAUUCAGAGGGAAAAGGUGGUGACCAGAAACAAGCAAGUUGUUUUCAAUAAAAGGCGUAGAGGACCAGUCAGGAUUAGUGAAGUUGAGGAUUUAGACACAAAUGAAUCCGAAAAUUGUAACUCUAUCCCAACCCCUGAAGUCAAUAGAGUACAAGAAACACUUAAAUCUAGUACUCAGGAAUUACGAGCGCUCGUGACAGACCCACUUCCUGAAGCAUUACAAGUGGCUGAAGGUGUAGCUUCAGACUUGGCAACAAAGAAUGUGAGCCAUGAGCACCCUGUAGAAAGCCAGAAAGAAACCGAAGCAGAUGCAGCAACAAAUGCAUCUGUUGAACAAAGCACCAGACAUGUUCAGUCUAGUGAUGCUAAUCUUGAUAAGCCAUCCUGUAGUCAUCAGGAUAAUGGUACUCAACCCAGCUUGAUGGCUCGCAAUAGUACUGCCCACACAUACGAGUGGGAUGAUUCGAUUGAUGAUGACCCUGAUACAUCGGUCAAAAGGAGCAAACUUCACCUACCUAGCCCGAAGAUAAAGGUUGUUUCUCCACUGAAGAAGUAUGCACCUACAAAAAUUUUAAAGAGAAGAAAAGUUAAGAGGUGGUCACUGCUGGAGGAAGACACUCUAAGGGAUGGCGUGAAUAAGUACGGUAGGGGAAAUUGGAAACUUAUCCUUAAUAGCUACAGUGAUAUAUUUGAAGAGAGAACAGAGGUGGAUUUGAAGGACAAAUGGAGAAAUAUGACUCGAUAAUGACACUACUGAGGGACAUGGAAACAGAGGCAUAUCUACUGUCUAACCUCCUUUUCACUCAUUUAAUCUAAUAUGGCAAUGGUAUUGACACCCCUGAACAAGCCAAGUUUGAUAUGUUGCUUUAGUAAAGGCUUCUCUUGGAUAGUUAGUUACUUUCUUAUAUGAUUGUACCAUGUUCACCCUAUAUAGAUAGAUAGCACAGUAUAUGUAGUUGUAUUUUAUUCUGCAGGUCUACUUUUUUUAGGUUCAACUUACAUUUCAGCAGCGGCAGCCUUAUACAAUGCAAUUAGGGUUAAAUGGAAGUUGAUUGUUACUGAGUACUCUUUCUUCAAUUAAUCAUUGAUUUAAGAUUUUUUAUUUUUAGUGCA